UCAAUUGACUUUUAACCGACCUGAAUGUGAACUGACAGCACAUAAAUAAGUGGCACGUUGUGGUCGUUGUCAGCACAAGUGAGGUGUAACAAUGUGACGUGCCUGUCCGUAGCUCAUAGACCACGUAUUCAGCGUAGCAGCUCGCCGUGGACUCUCCAGCGUGUGCGCGUGUUUUGCUGCCAGCCGUCAUCACAACAGCUUUGACAUUUAUUACUGCGAGGCUGGCAUAAAGAUGGCAUCAAUGGCAGCGGCGCACGAGCCAGGUAUACGCCCGGGCUCCAUACCGCUGGCCGACGCCUUAGUCCCCGCGAGUAUAUUUGCUCCGGACCGGGGAGGAUGCGGGGACGACGCCGAGGACGAGUGCUUCGACGACGGAGACAUGUUCAACGGCGAGCUCGAGGAGCGCGGGGUCGACUUCACCAACAAGCUGGCACUUGUUAGCCCAAAUGGAGAGCAGUAUGACUCGUUACUUCACCAGCUACGGGACCGAAUGGAAGAGGGAUGUGGAGAGACCAUCUACGUGGUCGGGAUGGGCUCAGACGGUGGUGACUGGGGUCUGGAGGAGAAGGACAUGGAGGCCUCAGCAGCCACAGUGCGCUCCAUGUGUGAGCAAGUGGAUGCCGACCUUAUUACUCUCCGAGAGCGGAAUGAGGCUGCGGGUUUGGUUCGUGACUAUCUGAUCCGACGACGUAUGGGUGAGCUGGACUUCCUGGAGGUCAGGGUUGCAGUCGUGGGUAACGUGGAUGCUGGUAAGAGUACUCUGCUGGGAGUGUUAACGCACGGAGAGCUGGACAAUGGCAGGGGCUUUGCCCGCCAAAAGCUCUUCAGACACAAACACGAGAUGGAGAGUGGCAGGACCAGCAGUGUGGGCAACGAUAUCCUGGGGUUUGACCAGGAGGGACAGGUGGUAAACAAGCCAGAUAGUCACGGAGGAAGCCUGGACUGGACCAAAAUCUGUGAGAAGUCCUCCAAGGUCAUUACCUUCAUCGACCUGGCUGGCCAUGAGAAAUACCUCAAGACCACUGUGUUUGGGAUGACCGGACACCUGCCUGACUUCUGCAUGCUCAUGGUGGGCAGUAACGCAGGUAUCGUAGGGAUGACCAAAGAGCACCUGGGCCUGGCUUUAGCCCUGAAUGUGCCUGUGUUUGUCGUGGUGACUAAGAUAGACAUGUGUCCAGCCAACAUCCUGCAAGAGACAUUGAAGCUGCUCCAGAGGUUACUGAAGUCCCCCGGUUGUAGGAAGAUCCCCGUGCUGGUUCAGAACAAGGACGACGUCAUAGUCACAGCUUCAAACUUCAGUUCGGAGAGGAUGUGCCCCAUCUUCCAGAUCUCCAAUGUGUCUGGAGAGAACAUGGACCUUCUCAAGAUGUUUCUCAACCUGCUCUCCUCCAGGACGUCCUACCAUGACGACCAGCCUGCUGAGUUUCAGAUAGACGACACGUACUCUGUACCGGGAGUGGGAACAGUAGUGUCAGGAACAACCUUACGGGGACUCAUACGCCUGAAUGACACAAUGCUACUAGGGCCAGACCCCUUGGGCAGCUUCAUCCCCAUUGCUGUCAAAUCCAUCCACCGCAAGAGAAUGCCUGUGAAGGAGGUCAGAGGGGGCCAGACUGCCUCAUUUUCCCUCAAAAAGAUCAAGCGUUCGUCCAUAAGAAAGGGCAUGGUAAUGGUUUCCCCGAGGUUGUGCCCGCAGGCUACUUGGGAGUUUGAGGCUGAGAUCCUGGUACUGCAUCACCCGACCACGAUAUCCCCCAGAUACCAGGCCAUGGUCCACUGUGGCAGCAUAAGGCAGACCGCCACCAUCUUGUCUAUGAACAGAGACUGCUUACGGACAGGGGACAAGGCUUCGGUCCACUUCCGCUUCAUCAAAACCCCAGAGUACCUGCACUGCGACCAGAGGCUGGUGUUUAGGGAGGGACGGACCAAGGCUGUGGGCACCAUCACUAAGCUGCUGCAAUCCACCAAUAAUUUACCAUCCAAUUUUAAACCUCCACAAAUCAAAAUGCAGUCUACAAAGAGGGCACCGCCGCGAAAAGAGGACGGCACCAUGGCAGCCGACGAUGAAGUAGCAACGAUAGCACAGUCGGCAACACAGUCGGGAGAGGGAGAUGAGGAGCCUCAGAUAAAAGAGGGCAACAAAGAGAACAAGCCAAAGACUGGAGGAGGUGGGAGGAGGAGAGGUGGCCAGAGGCACAAAGGAAAAGGCCAGAACAGCAGCACCACCUCCACAGCGGCUCCCUCCUCAGGAAUCGGAGGUUCCUAAGCUGCUCUGUUGUCCCUCCCUCUCUGCAGUCACCCCACCAAGCGUCUUCAUUCCACAAACCCUGAAGGAUAGAGAUGUUUGGAGUGAGACACUCCUUCGUCUCCAGGUCCUACAUUUUAUUUAUGGAUUUUAUUUUUUUGUAAAAAGGGAACACAAGGAUGUACGUCCCAAACCAAAAUACACCUGCAAUGCAUUUUAACAUUGGCUGCCUUUUACUAUUUUGAAUGGUCUGGGUGAUGGGAAGCAGUGUGAUAUGAGGUUGGCCUCACUAAGGAUGAUUUAUUUAAUUGUACGCAUAUUUGACGAGUCUAUGGAAUCUACUCAUUCCUCUGGCUCAAUGUCAGUGGAAGGGAGGCUAAACCCCAAACAAGAAUCCAGUACCAAUAUGAGCAGCUCUACCUGAAGCUCCCAAUGCAUUCCGAAAAACAAUUAAAUGUACUAUUAAUACUGCAUAUGUAAAUUAGAUGUUAGUUGUGCUCCGAUUGGAAAGAUUCCAUUGUACAAAAUGUAUGCAAAUAAUAAAUGAAUGUAGCAGAA
Molecule: messenger RNA, 2803 nt
Organism: Cyclopterus lumpus (lumpfish)
Lineage: Eukaryota; Metazoa; Chordata; Actinopteri; Perciformes; Cyclopteridae
Gene: gtpbp1
Product: GTP binding protein 1
Exons: 14
Coding region: 233-2266 (677 amino acids)
Biological process (GO): translational elongation
Molecular function (GO): GTP binding; GTPase activity; translation elongation factor activity
Source: RefSeq, a predicted model, not a curated record